Molecule: messenger RNA, 1678 nt
Organism: Gracilinanus agilis (Agile Gracile Mouse Opossum)
Lineage: Eukaryota; Metazoa; Chordata; Mammalia; Didelphimorphia; Didelphidae
Gene: IL1R2
Product: interleukin 1 receptor type 2
Exons: 9
Coding region: 1-1206 (401 amino acids)
Molecular function (GO): interleukin-1, type II, blocking receptor activity; interleukin-1 binding
Source: RefSeq, a predicted model, not a curated record
AUGCUACAGCUUCUAGGAGCCAAGGGCAAGAGUUGUGAGCUAGAUGGACACCAAAAGUGGAUGAGCAGCCCUGAAGGAAGUUCUACAAAGCCUUCAUACCAGAGAUUUCUAGCUACUGGACCUCAAAUUCCAGUUUCCUGCUUUCAGAAACGAUUUGGAUUGUUGUUCUUUCUUUAUGCAUUGGUGGUGAAUGUUUCUGCAUCCACCAUUCAGCUCCAGGAAAGCACAGAAAACUGCCAGUAUUUGGGAGAGAAUUUUAAAAGAUUGAAGGUAGAAGGCGAGCCUGUGGUCCUGAGGAUUUUUCUGGAGAAUUUCUUCAAUUUCCCCUAUAACCUAUCAUGGCAUAAAAAUGAUUCAGAGAAGACUGUUCUAGGAGUGGACAAAUCAGGCAGAACAUGGAUAAAAGGCAAUGCCCUCUGGAUUGUGCCGGCUUCAGUGGAGGACACAGGAACUUACAUUUGCACCAUUAGGAAUGAAUCUUAUUGUGCCACAAAAUCUAUUGAGUUAGAGGUCUUAAAGAAGACAAAAGCUUCUCCAAAAUUAAUUUCCUAUCGCCAAACUGUAGUCUCUUCAAGUCCUGGAAAGAUAGUGUGCCCUGAAAUAAAUGAUUUUAUCCGAAACACAAAUAAAAUGGAAAUAAAAUGGUAUAAGGAUUCAGUUCUUUUGGAUGAAAGCAACAAGAAGUUCUCAGUAUUGAAAGGAUCCAUUUACUGCCAUAUAUACAAUGUGUCCCUGAGCAACUCUGGUUAUUACACCUGUGAGGUUCCGUUUGUCCACGGAAAUGUGAAGUAUAACAUCACCAGGCACAUUAACCUCCGUGUCCUGAAAAAAAAGGAGGAGACCAGGCCUGUGAUUAUCUCACCCAAUAAGACAAUUUCGACUUCUCUUGGUUCAAAACUGAUAAUUCCCUGCAAAGUAUUUGUCGGCUCAGGCCCAAAGUCUACAACGCUUUUGUGGUGGACAGCGAACAACACUUUUGUGGAUAAAAUGUUUAAAGAAGGCCGAGUGAAGGAAGGACAACACCAUACAUAUUUAGAAAACAAUAAAAGUUACGUUGAAGCACCUCUGAUAUUUGAUUCAGUGGAAAAGAAGGAUUUGUACACUGAAUUUAUAUGUACGGCCAGGAACAGACUGGGAUACCAGACAUUGCGUGCAAGAGUUAAAGAAGGCUACACGAUUUUUAGAAUUGAAAGGCAUUACAAGUAGGUCCUCUGAUUGGAGGGCUGGAGGGCAAAGCAAAGAACUCCUCCAUUUAAAGAGGACCCAGGCCAGCUGUCACAUCAUUUCCUGCUCGACUACACUGCUUUGGACUGGACUCCACUGUGCCCACAGGAACCUCAUCAUCAGGAAACUUAUGGUCCUGCAGGAUUCCAUCAGCCACCAGCUCAUCCGUCAUCAGUACCCUCAAUGCCUUCUGGUUUCUUCUGCUUGGGGGGCUGGAGGGUGGUGCAAAGCUUCCCAAACCUGCAUUUACAAGGGGUUCCCAGAACAGCAAUCUUUUUAUUUUCUUAUCCACCUGUAUUCCUUUGGAGUGGAUCCUAUCAUGGCCCCCCAUAGGGUACUUCCUCUCACCCCAUCCACCAACCCCUGCCUUAAAAAAAAGUGUACUCCUAGCACACAGCACGUUGCCUGAUGUAGAGUAGACACAAUAAAUGUUUAUUGACUGGCAUGACCUAUA